Cajanus cajan (pigeon pea) is the source of this 1510-nucleotide messenger RNA. Its product is annotated as putative beta-1,3-galactosyltransferase 14. The record is from RefSeq and is a predicted model, not a curated record. Gene Ontology annotation, cellular component: Golgi membrane. Lineage: Eukaryota; Viridiplantae; Streptophyta; Magnoliopsida; Fabales; Fabaceae. Gene Ontology annotation, molecular function: galactosyltransferase activity.
UAACUGCCAAUAACAGAUGGUUGUUUGCUAAGCAUAAACCACAGCAUCCCUUUCUUUGUCUUUCACUCUUUGAUUUGAUGAGAUGAGAUGAGGCAAAGGUGCAUUCCCUCAGCCCCGGAGCUUGUUCCAAUUCCGGGCCUCCCUUCCUGAAGCCAUGCCUUCGUCAUACCCUCGCUCUCCACCUCGCACACCCUCCUUCCUUAUCCUCUCAUGCCUCUUCCUCUCUCUCAUCGCUUUCUUCGCUUUUCUCAGACCCCUCCCACACCCUCUCUGCCCCAACCGCACCCCCACAUCGGUUCGAGUCCUCUGGGACCACCGCCCCUCCGCCCACCGCAACCCUCACGCCCUUAACAGACACAAAGUUAUGGCCUUUGUUGGUAUUCAAACCGGCUUCGGGUCCCUCGCUAGGCGCCAAUCUCUCAGGAACACUUGGUUUCCUUCCGAUCCGCAUGCACUCCAAGGCUUGGAAGAAGCCACUGGGUUGGCUUUUAGGUUUGUGAUCGGGAGAACGAGUCAUAGAUCAAAGAUGUCCGCACUUCAGAAGGAAGUGGCACAAUAUGAUGAUUUCAUUCAACUGGAUAUCGAAGAGGAGUACAGUAAGCUCCCAUACAAAACGUUGGCUUUCUUCAAAGCUGCUUAUGCACUUUUUGAAGCUGACUUUUAUGUCAAAGCUGAUGAUGACAUAUAUUUAAGGCCAGACCGUCUUUCAUUACUGCUGGCAAAAGAGAGAUCUCACCCUCAGACUUACUUAGGAUGCAUGAAAAAGGGCCCUGUUUUCACUGAUCCCAAACUCAAAUGGUAUGAGCCACUUUCUAAUUUGCUUGGAAAGGAAUAUUUUCUUCAUGCUUAUGGUCCUAUAUACGCUCUUUCUGCUGAUGUUGUAUCGAGCUUAGUAGCACUUAAGAAUAACAGUUUCCGGAUGUUCAGCAAUGAGGAUGUUACAAUUGGAGCUUGGAUGCUUGCAAUGAAUGUCAACUAUGAGAAUAACCAUGAACUUUGUGCUAAACAGUGUACGUCCACAUCAAUUGCUGUGUGGGAUAUUCCAAAAUGUUCAGGUCUCUGUAAUCCAGAAAAGAGAAUGUUGGAACUCCAUCAAAUGGAAAGUUGUACUCAGAGUCCAACUGUGGAAUCUGAUGAAUAGUAUUUGUCUGUAUAUUUAUGAAGCGAAGUAAGCUAUGAAGGUGAAUUGCCAUCAGCAGCUACCACCAUUGCAAUUCUUUUCCAGCCAUUCAUCUUUCUCUUUCUGAUUCAUAUUUCUUCAUGUCUGAAGAAUCUUUCAUGUAUUUUCUUUUAUUUUGCUUUUUCUUUUUUCAGUCAAGUUUUCCCUUAUAUUCUCUUCCUUUUUUCUUCAUACUUUUGCGAGGAAGGCUUUGUAGUUUGUAUGAGAGCACAAGAAAAUAGAUAGACUUUACGGAUGAUGAUAACAUUUAGCACCACUAGUUUCCCAAUUUUAAACUCAUUCUUUUUAAGAUUAUAUGCAGCAGUAAAUUGUGUCAUUAUUUUGAAGAAA